AUGCCACCCAAGAAGCUGAACCAGCAGACUCCUUCUGUCCCCGAAGACGAGCUCAAGAACAUCGCCGCCAAAUCAGACAGUCCCGAAGACAAAUUAAAACAAGCAGCCGCGAGCGCCGAAUCCGCCCUCGCAUCCGCCAAAACCGCAUCUUCUCUCCGCGCCGCAGCUGAAACCAUCAAAGAUCCCGCCAAGCGCGAAAAGUACCUGCGCGAUGCGUACGAGAAGGAGAUUGAGGCCCAUGGAAACAGUAAGAAGGCGCGGAUGCUGAGUUCGGGUGCGUUCCAGGGGAGUAUGGGCGGUGGGGGCAUUGGCAUGGCUGUUGGAGCCGGACUAGGCACGGUUGUAGGGACGCUUGUGGGAACUGUUGCGACAAUUCCUACGACGGCGGUAGGGACGCUUGUUGGAGCUGGAGUUGGUGGCGUACAUGGGCCGUGGAUCAAACUUGGGGGCAAGAAGGGGGAAGGAAAGGAUGGUGAUGGUAAAGAUAAGAAAACGGAGGGGGAGGGUGAAGAGGACGAAAAGAAAGUAGAGGAAGAGAUGGGAGAGCGGAUGCACGGGGAAGAAGAUGGUAUACCGGAUCCUGAGGCGUUGAGACGGGCUGCGGAGGAGAUUGAGAGGCAGAGGAAGGAGGGAGGGGGGGAUGGGGCAGUGAAGGAGAAGAAGAAGCCGAGGAAGUUGGAGGUUAGGAGUAAGGCUGCUGCGUAG
This is a messenger RNA of Bipolaris victoriae FI3, 705 nucleotides long. RefSeq lists its product as hypothetical. The transcript has a single exon. Lineage: Eukaryota; Fungi; Ascomycota; Dothideomycetes; Pleosporales; Pleosporaceae. The coding region runs from base 1 to 705 and encodes 234 amino acids. The record is from RefSeq and is a predicted model, not a curated record.